UUGGGUUAAACCAAUGCGCUUUGUCCCAUUUUGACCGUCCACUGGGGCGCUCACCCAUUCUCCGGCAGUCCCUACUAUGCACACGGACCGGUGAUUAUUUUAGCGCCUCGAUCCAACACUUUUCACUGAUGUUUCUUUUCAUCGCCACUGUUGCUUGAGACUGCAGCCAGGUCUGUCUAGUUCGCAGCAACGCCCAGGGCUUCUCGGCGGAGUUUAGCACAGUAUUUUUAUACUCGUCAUAUGUGUGCUGUCAACAUAGACAGCCGACGCGCGGCGGGUUGUUCUUUUCAAGCGGUGUCUUCUUUCAGUGGACACUUCCUCGGCGCGCGAGCGGGGAGGGGGCGCAGAGGACUUGGACACCCAGCGUAAAUGGCACACAGUAGCUUUCGACGCUGUCACUUUUAAGCGACGCGUGAUAACCACGUCGGACUAUUGUUCACAUCAACAGAACUGAACUUCAACGAGCAGGUUCUUUUGCCUCCCUGGUCGCGGGCCAGUGUCCUCCCGACGCUCGCGUCCGACUUUCCUGGGGAGGGGGCGCGUGCAAAGCGAUGGGUGAAGUCUGCCGGCGGAACGGGACACUUUCACCAGGAUGCAUGUAGCGGCUGUGAAGGGAGUGUUGCCCCUGACCAUCGCGUGCAGCUGCUUGCUACUGAUUUCUGCUGAGGGGACAUCUGAAGAUAACCACUUAAACACAGUGCAGAGUGCAGCUCCUCUCUCCUGCUUGGAGGGCUUCACUGCGCUGGGCUACUACAAUGGCUCCGUGUCCCAGACGGACUCUGGCUCGCCCUGCCUGAAGUGGACCGAGUUCCCCGAUUACGUCCUGCAGUACCCGGGCCGGGGCCUGGGCGCCCACAGCUACUGCCGGAACCCGGACCGCGAGUCCAACCCCUGGUGCUUCUUCCGCCAGAGCUCCGGGGCCAUCGGCUGGGCCUACUGCGACUGCCACCAGGGUGCGGCCAGGCUGGCUGGAGGCUCCUCCCCUACAAGCGGGCGGCUGGAGGUGUACCUGAACGGCCAGUGGGGGGCAGUGUGCGACACUCACGCGACCGAUCGCGACGCCAGCGUGAUCUGCAGGCAGCUGGGGCUCGGCGAAAUCGGCACGGCUGUCCAGCACUCCUACUAUGGACCCGGCUCCGGGCUCUUCCACUACGAGAGGCUGGGCUGCCGCGGCAACGAGAACUCCCUCCUGGAGUGCCGGGGCAGGAAGUUCGUCGCCGGCGACUGUAACCAUGGCAACGAGGCUGGUGUGGUGUGCGCCCCUCCUGAAGGUAAUGGCGCCCCCUUGAGGCUGGUGGGAGGCCUGGAGGACUUUGAGGGCCGGGUGGAGGUAUACCACAAAGGCAAGUGGGGCUCCAUCUGCGAUGACCAAUGGGAUGACAUCGACGCAGAGGUGGUCUGUCGACAGCUGGGUUUGGGGGGCAUCCCGAAGGCCUGGUCGUGGGCGCACUUUGGGCCUGGUUCGGGACCCAUCCUGCUGGACGGGGUGCAGUGCUCGGGGAACGAGCUCUCCCUGGAGGAGUGCUCCCACGACGGCUGGGGCCGGCACAACUGCGACCACAUGGAGGACGCCGGGGUCUCCUGCAACCCCUACACUGACGGGGUGUUGAGGCUGGUAGGAGCAGACAGCCCCUGGGAGGGUCGGCUGGAGGUGUACCACGCUGGGGACUGGGGGACUGUGUGUGACGAUGACUGGACCGAGCUCCACGCUCAGGUGGUGUGCCGGCAGCUGGGGUUCAGAGGGCGGGCAGAGGUGGCUCCGGAAGGACGGUACGGCGAGGGGUCGGGGCUGAUCCUGCUGGACGAUGUGCAGUGCGCGGGCACGGAGCAGUCGCUGCUGGACUGCAGUCACGGCGAGUGGGGGAGGCACGACUGCUCGCACGGCGAGGACGUGGGCGUGCGCUGCGAGAGGGGGGGCCAGACCAACGACAUCGCGGGCACGGCGCCGGUGGCAGGCCCCCUGGUCCGCUUGGUGGCGGGGGAGAGCCGGAGGGAGGGGCGCGUCGAGGUCUUCCUGAACGGCCAAUGGGGGAGCGUCUGCGACGACGGCUGGAACGACCUCAACGCGGCGGUGGUGUGCAGGCAGCUGGGAUUCGUCGGGGUGUCCAAGGCGCGGUCCAUGGCUUAUUUCGGGGAGGGGCAGGGCCCCAUCCACCUGGACAACGUGCGGUGCUCCGGGACGGAGGCCUCCCUGGGGGAGUGCCCCACCGACGGGCCGGACGCCCACAACUGCCGGCACAGCGAGGACGCGGGGGUCAUGUGCGACCACGUCCCGCAGCCGGCGGGGGACAGCGCCACGCCCGCCCCCUCCUGCGGCCUGCGCCCCAACGCUCAGCGCCGCCGCAGGAGGAUCAUAGGAGGGGACAAGUCAUUCAGGGGGGACUGGCCCUGGCAGGUCUCUCUUUGGCUGAAGUCUCAGUCCAGGGGAAAUCAUCCACUGUGUGGCGCUACGCUCAUCAACUCCUGCUGGGUCCUGACUGCUGCUCACUGCUUCAAGAGGUUCGGCACCGACCCGUCCCGCUACACGCUCCGGCUGGGGGACUACCACACGGCGGAGCGGGACGACUUCGAGCGCAGCCUGUCGCCGGAGAGCAUCGUGGUGCACAGGAAGUACCGCAGCCAGGGCUGGGAGUACGACAUCGCCCUGCUGCGGCUGCGCGGCGCGGGGGGCAACUGCGUGGCCUUCAACCCCCACACCAACGCCGCCUGCCUGCCCGCCUCCGCCGGCAAGUGGGCCAGGAGGCCCGCCGCCUGCGUCAUCACGGGCUGGGGGGUCACAGACUCGGAGUACUCUCGCACGCUCCUGCAGGCCUGGGUGCCCCUGCUGCCCUCGUCGAAGUGCAGGCGGCGCUACGGCGAGCGCUUCACCGGCCGCAUGCUGUGCGCCGGCAGCCUGUCCCACCGUCGCCGCGUGGACAGCUGCCAGGGCGACAGCGGGGGCCCCCUGGUGUGCCAGGACCAGGGCGGGCGCUGGGUGCUGACGGGGGUCAUCUCCUGGGGCCACGGCUGCGGGGACCCCGCCUACCCCGGCGUCUACACGCGCGUCAGCCGCUUCCUGCGCUGGAUCAAGCAGGUCACGCAGGGCGAGGCCAAGAUCUGACCAACGCCAUCGGGCUACCCGACGGUGCCAUGUGACUUUUUUGGGGAAAGAGGGGGGGAGGGGUUAACGCGGGAUGUCCCUGCCGCAUGGUCCACGGCCAAAACCACACUGGAGAUCGAAUCCCCCUUUUUCUGUUUCACAUCGCAUUAAAUGAGACACUUCACAGUGUGCUGUACUGCAUGAAGAGUCCCAAAAGCUUAGCCACAGGGCACAAAGCCCUAAACUCUAAAGAAGGCUGCAGAUGUGCCAUAAUGAUGCCUUCUGCAUUGCUGCAUGUUGUGUCUCUGGUGUCCACACACCGGUUUUGCCUUCAGAGUGUAGUUUUGGUGCAGGUACCCAGCUGACAGACUUUUGGUUCCCGGGACAUUCCCAGACCAUUCAGAAAGUUUAGGAAACCUGCCCAGAACUUAAAUGUGUCCACAUUCCUGAGUUUGUCAAAGUCACAAGAAACAUUGCAGGAGCGGUGUUAAAUUCGCAACAGAAAUUUCGGCUGAUGCUCUUACUCAGAGCAACUUCAAAAAGUUAACUUUAUUCAGUUUUGUCAUUCGAGUUUAAAAAAUAAUUCGAAUUUUGGAUGGUCGUUCAUGAUGAUUUAUCAGAAACGUUCACAAUGUUGAAGAAAUCUGCCAUUUCAGUACUUUCAGUCAGAACAUUUUACAAUGCAUUUGUGACAUGUCCAGCGUGAUGUUUUUCCAUAACAAAGUGAAAACCGGCAGGGGAUGGUGCCAGUAAGUUUAUGUCCGACGCGCCUGGACAGUUUUCCUGUGACUUUGACAGAAACGGUUUGGAAAGGUAAAGUGUCCUGAGCCCGCCUGGGGGAACGUUCUUAUAGGAACGUUGUCUCGCGGUCGAAUGGAGAUUUAUACUUGAAACGUUCCCCAAAUGCUGCGGAAACAUUUUGUGUUAGCUGUGCACCGGACAGGGGCCCGGCGCCAGGUGUGUGAGGAACUGGGGGGGGGUCUGUGAAUAAGGCCCCGUGUAUGGAGGGGGGGGGGGGCAGGUAUUCUAUGUGCUGUGUGUCUUAAAACAACCAAGCUGCACUUCAUAAACAUUCCGACGUGUGCAUGUAUUACCAAAUACUUUUCCGACCUCUCCAGCUCCUGCUCUCUGCUCUCCUCUGUCCACACCGCUCCAGA
This is a messenger RNA of Anguilla rostrata (American eel), 4236 nucleotides long. RefSeq names its product neurotrypsin. The coding region runs from base 593 to 3100 and encodes 835 amino acids. Gene Ontology annotation, molecular function: serine-type endopeptidase activity. The transcript has 14 exons. Gene Ontology annotation, biological process: proteolysis. Gene Ontology annotation, cellular component: membrane. Lineage: Eukaryota; Metazoa; Chordata; Actinopteri; Anguilliformes; Anguillidae. The record is from RefSeq and is a predicted model, not a curated record.